Molecule: messenger RNA, 2867 nt
Organism: Cornus florida
Lineage: Eukaryota; Viridiplantae; Streptophyta; Magnoliopsida; Cornales; Cornaceae
Product: putative chloride channel-like protein CLC-g
Exons: 7
Coding region: 124-2472 (782 amino acids)
Biological process (GO): chloride transport; transmembrane transport
Cellular component (GO): intracellular membrane-bounded organelle; plant-type vacuole membrane
Molecular function (GO): voltage-gated chloride channel activity
Source: RefSeq, a predicted model, not a curated record
CUCCUUUACGGACACUGCUCGCCUUCUUCUCCCUCCAGCACUCUCUCUUACCAUCUGUCAUCAGACUCUCUGAAAUCUCAUCAAUUGACUCUCUCUCUCUCUCAAAUUUCUCGCUCUAAAAUCAUGUCCUCGGCCACCCUCCUCAAUGUUGACGAAGAGUCUCUAACCGGCCCUCUCCUGACUCGUCCUCUCCGUCGAUCAGCCUCCAACGCCACCUCUCAGGUCGCCAUCGUCGGCACCAACGUCUGCCCAAUCGAAAGCCUCGAUUACGAAAUUAUAGAGAACGAUUUCUUCACGCAAGAUUGGCGGAGUCGCGGCAAGAUCCAUAUAUUUGAGUACAUAUUCAUGAAAUGGAUGCUGUGUUUCCUCAUCGGGACAACGGUGAGCCUCGUCGGAUUCUGCAACAACCUUGCCGUCGAGAACAUCGCCGGCAUGAAGUUUGUGGUCACCUCCAAUAUGAUGUUGGAAAGCAAGUAUUUGGCGGCAUUUAUUGUUUUUGCAGCCUCCAAUUUCGUUCUGACCUUGUUUGCAAGUAUGAUUACGGCUUUUAUAUCACCCGAGGCUGCUGGUUCAGGCAUACCAGAAGUAAAGGCCUACUUGAAUGGUGUGGACGCACCGGGUACCUUUUCUCUGCGAACACUGGUUGUUAAGAUUGUGGGUAGCAUUUCUGCUGUGUCAGCAUCUCUUCAUGUUGGAAAGGCAGGACCCAUGGUGCAUACUGGUGCAUGCAUUGCAGCAGUGUUGGGUCAGGGUGGGUCAAAGAAAUAUGGGUUGACAUGGAGAUGGUUGCGUAUUUUCAAGAAUGAUCGAGACCGACGUGAUCUAGUGACAUGUGGUUCAGCUGCUGGAAUUGCAGCUGCUUUUCGUGCGCCUGUUGGUGGUGUGUUGUUUGCUCUUGAAGAAAUGGCAUCCUGGUGGAGAAGUGCCCUUUUAUGGAGGGCUUUCUUCACAGCAGCUGUUGUUGCAAUCGUGCUUCGAGCUUUGAUUGAUGUUUGUUUGAGUGGCAAAUGUGGGCUCUUUGGUACUGGGGGUCUGAUAAUGUUUGAUGUCACCUCAGCAAAUAUUACAUAUCACCUCCGGGACGUGCCUCCUGUUCUUCUUCUUGGAGUUAUAGGAGGCAUAUUGGGAAGCAUAUACAAUUUUCUUUUACAAAAAGUUCUCCGAGUUUACAAUAUAAUUAAUGAGAAAGGCACUGCUUACAAAAUACUUCUUGCUUGCUCAAUCUCCAUUUUCACAUCCUGUCUUCUAUUUGGAUUACCAUGGCUUGCAUCUUGCCAACCUUGUCCACUUGAUGCAUCAGAAGCUUGUCCAACAAUUGGCCGGUCUGGUAACUACAAGAAGUUUCAAUGUCCUCCUAAUCAUUACAAUGAUCUUGCCAGUCUCAUUUUCAACACAAAUGAUGACGCAAUAAGAAACCUAUUCAGCAAGAAUACUGACUCUGAGUUUCAGAACUCCUCGAUGCUCAUAUUCUUUGCCACCUGUUUUUUUCUCAGUAUCUUAAGUUAUGGGAUUGUGGCUCCCGCAGGUCUCUUUGUGCCUGUUAUCGUGACAGGUGCGUCUUAUGGACGUUUUGUUGGAAUGGUAAUAGGUUCAGAGUCAAACCUUAACCAUGGCCUCUUUGCUGUCCUGGGUUCCGCUUCACUUCUUGGUGGAUCUAUGAGGAUGACAGUUUCCUUGUGUGUUAUUAUCCUAGAAUUGACCAAUAAUCUAUUAUUGCUACCCCUAAUAAUGCUGGUUCUUCUUGUUUCGAAGACAGUGGCUGACAUGUUUAAUGGAAAUAUUUAUGAUCUUAUAAUGAAAUUGAAGGGUUUUCCUUACCUAGAAACUCAUGCUGAGCCAUACAUGAGGCAGCUGACGGUUGGUGACGUAGUCACGGGCCCACUUCAGAUCUUUCAUGGUGUCGAGAAAGUUAGAAAUAUACUGCAUGUUCUCAAAACUUCAAGGCAUAAUGGGUUUCCUGUGAUAGAUGAGCCUCUGCUUCCUGUGAUAGACGAGCCUCAGCUUUCUGAGUCCCCGGUUUUGUUUGGUCUGAUCCUGCGUGCUCAUCUUAUCACAUUGCUAAAGAAGAAAGCUUUCUUAGUCACUCCAGGUCCUGCAGGCAUUGAUGCCUUUAAGCAGUUCUCUGCAGAUGAUUUUGCAAAGAAGGGUUUGGGCAAUGAAGACAAAAUAGAAGAUAUAGAAUUGACUGAGGAGGAGAUGGAGAUGUUCAUAGAUUUACAUCCAUUUACCAACACGUCGCCCUACACAGUUGUGGAGACAAUGUCUCUAGCAAAGGCUCUUAUACUUUUCCGAGAAGUUGGUUUACGGCACCUGCUGGUCAUGCCCAAGAUUUCUAAUAGAUCUCCAGUGGUGGGUAUAUUAACAAGGCAUGAUUUCAUGCCAGAACAUAUAUUGGGUUUGCACCCUCUGUUGGUGAGGAGCAGGUGGAAAAGAUUAAGAUUCCGGUUUCCUAGUUGGAGAAAAUUAUUUUAGGCAUCUCAACUAAUCUUUAGAAUUGCUUCUGAAAAUAAAUUUGUAAAUAGUUCCCAUUGAGCUGCCAAGGUAACAAGAUCAUUAUAGGAUUUUUGUUAUACUUUUCCAAUUUCCUCAAGAUCAUUAUAGAAUUACUGAAUUUAUCAACGACCUCAAUUCGGAGUAUUUACCUUGAAAGCUGUUCGUUGAGAGCACUGAAAAGUAGUGAAGUUGGCUUGUUUCGGUGUUGAACUUCUAUUUCUCAUUUGUUGGAAUCAAUAAACUAGUAUUGUGAAGUAUAAAAACUGUGUCAUAUUGAUUGACAGUAGUCACGAUUGAGAACUGUGUCGCAGUUUUUAUUGUUCUAGAUUAUGCAAUUUAGAGUGUUAAAAUUUUAUCUUCUUUUCCCUUUAAAA